Astyanax mexicanus (Mexican tetra) is the source of this 1198-nucleotide messenger RNA. It is a transcript of the gene mmadhca, whose product is annotated as metabolism of cobalamin associated Da. Gene Ontology annotation, biological process: cobalamin metabolic process. NCBI's taxonomy places the organism in Eukaryota, Metazoa, Chordata, Actinopteri, Characiformes, Acestrorhamphidae. The transcript is spliced from 7 exons. The record is from RefSeq and is a predicted model, not a curated record. The coding region runs from base 180 to 1082 and encodes 300 amino acids. Gene Ontology annotation, cellular component: mitochondrion.
GUGCGGACGUGCUGCAGUGUUGAAUAGCGAAGGCUGAUGAAAGCAGGGGAACAGCGGCGCUGCUGUGAAGAACACUGUGUUCUCUGGUUUUAUAAGAUGAUAAAUACUUAUUUUACACGCUGAAUAAUCAGUACAGCGGGCCGCUGAGGGGGCUGUAUUUGAGGGCUGCAGCCUCGGACAUGGCGAACUGUUUCCUGUGCUGUAUUGCUCAGGUGCUCUGCAGAAGGGGCGUCCGGGCUGUAGCAGGGAGGGUUGUGUCCUGCAGAGCUUUCUCCACAGCCGGAUCCUCCGGAUCAGAUGAGCCUUUUAUAGCAGUUUCCUCUCAAGAUUCAGGCCCCAGAACUGUGUGGCCUGAUGAGACCAUGGGCCCAUUCGGCCCUCAGGACAAACGCUUCCAGUUGCCGGGCAACGUGGGUUUUGAUUGCCACCUCGGGGGAAUGGGGGAUCAGAGAUUGGGUCUUAAGCACCGGGUCGUUCCUGACGUCCUCUCAGCUCCAUCCAGCAGCGACCGACAUGAGUUUAUUCUAGCACAGUUUAUUAAUGAAUAUCAGAGUAAAGAAGUUUCUCUGUGGCUUCAGAGAGUGAGUAAAGCAGAGCAGUAUUUUCAUCACUCUGAUGUGGAGUGCUCGAUGCACUCCUGCCCUCAGCUGCUAAAGCAAGAAUUAGAAUCCUUUUUCCCAACUCUGCCUGCUAGUGCCAUUACUGUCGUCACUGUAGUGCAGAAACCGGCGACUGAAGCAGAAGAGCUGGACAGGGAACAGCUGCUAAAUAAAUUUGUCAGCGGUGCUAAAGAGAUCUGUUUCAUGCUGUGGAGGGAGGGGUACUGGGCCGACUUCAUAGAUCCCUUAUCUGGAAAUGCUUUUUUCGGAGCGAAGUUAAGCGACUCCAUUCUGCAGCCAGAGCAGCAGCAGCGCGGUCAUUCAGGCUUCCACAUCGAGGACCUGGCUUCCUGCAUGGUCAUCCGGCACAUCCUCAAGGACACGCCCACAUUUGUGGGAACACUAAUCACUAACGCACCUUCUAAUAGUCGCAUCAUGACGCGACUCAAAGGACAGUCGGCUGACUCGGAAGAAACAGAUUAGAUUGAGACUUCUAUGCACAAUGUCUGAAUAUGACACUCUACUAAUAUUUUACUGUUUUUUUAUGGCUUGAAUUGUAGGGGAUGCUGUGAAUAAAACCCAAACAGGCCUGUUAUUGA